This is a messenger RNA of Myzus persicae (green peach aphid), 1506 nucleotides long. RefSeq names its product origin recognition complex subunit 1-like. The transcript has 3 exons. NCBI's taxonomy places the organism in Eukaryota, Metazoa, Arthropoda, Insecta, Hemiptera, Aphididae. The record is from RefSeq and is a predicted model, not a curated record. Bases 1 to 1506 code for a protein of 501 amino acids.
AUGUGGCUAAAUAGCUUUUUUAGUAAAACAAAUAAAAAUGAAUGCGAGGACACGACUCAGCACACUAUUAAUGAAGAUAAGGUUAACGAGGAUAAGGUUGAAGAGGAUAAGGUUAAAGAGGAAUCAAUCAAAAUCUGUGAGAAAAAAGAAGAGAAACCAAUAAUUAAGGCUGAUUUGCCAGAACGAGUUGAACACGUAAAAAUAGAAGAAGAAAAUUUACCAGCAUUACAAAAUAAACAAGACUUAAAUUUAAACAAUGACACUACAAACACAAAAAAAAAUGAAGAAAUAAAUAAUUGUAAAAUAGAGGCCGUCCUAAGGAUUAUACCAGUUUUAGAAAAAAAUAUACAAACACUUACCAAUAAGGUAUCUUGUCUAUCUGGCUUAAUUAAUACGAAACAGCUCAAUGCCAAAAUAGAAACUGAACAAAAUAUAAUUUUAAACAAUUCUAAUUUAAAUAGUCCAAACCCAGUAAAUAAAUCGAACGAUAUAGAGGAUACAACGACACCGAAAAAGAAAGAUAUUAAAAUUCCAAAAAUUUCCAAAAAAAAUAAGAAAAAGACCAAAAAUAAAUUAAGUGUAACAAAAAAAAAAAAAAAAAAGCCGGAAAACCCCGUAAAACCUGAAACAAAGCUUACCGAAACUAUUAAUGAAAAUGUUCAAGUGACAAAUCCCGAAAAUUCAGAUCAGAACAAUGGUAAGUCAAUUGACCAGUUGUCCAAUUAUUUGGAUGGGCGAUUAGAAUGCUUUUUUACAAAAAUACAGUCAGCAUUGUCGCAAAUUAAAAUUGAUAAGAUAAACGAAAAAUGUGAAAUUAUGGUUCAUCUAUCCGGACUGGAUAAUAAAAUGAACACAAACGAAAUAAACAUAGAUAAAUUAAUGUCAAAUGUGCAACAGUUAAGUAGAAAAAACCAACAGGAAAUUAUGAAAAAACGAUCAAGUAUGAAAACAGAAAAUAAUAAACAAGAAUUGCAAAAAAGCAUAGACGAUAUUAAAAUGUGUAUUGAUUACCUAAUACAACCAAAUGCAGUUGACGUACGGCAAACUCAACAGUGUACCGAUACUCCAAUCACGAACAAAAAUACUGGGUGUACCUCGGAUCGGUGUGUUUGCCAAUUAAUAAACAAUUCUAAUGCGGCUAAUAUAGAUAUGAUAAAUUCAAGCGAUGGUUACAAUCAGAUAAAGUACGGUGAUAUCAUUCUAUGUGAGUUUUUAAAAGCAAAGCUAACUGCGGAAAUGUUUAAACGUAAUGAACAUCAAAAUACGGGGCAGGUAAAUCAGUUUUCGAAUAAAAACGACGACAAAAAAAUUAGCCAUUCAUCAGUAUGUUCAAAGAAAUCAAACAAUGUUUUAAAAGAUUGUGCUGGAAAUCAAAUCGACGACAAAAAAACUUGCAAUACAUCAGUUUGUUCAAAAAAAUCAAACAAUGUUUUAAAAGAUUAUUAUUUGGAGCGAUUUUCUGCUCAAACUAUGUCUAAUGAAUACCUAAACUUUUCAUCGAAGUAA